GUAAUUUUUGCAGUUUAAACAAGUAUUAAAUGUUUUUGAAUACAGCUUGGACCAGAUGGUGAAUCGCAGUUGCUUCCCACAAACAUAAUCAAAUCGCAGAAGACCCCGCCUAAAUUGUAUUGUAAGGCAAAGCAGGUGCUUGGCAAAAGCUUGGGCACUUUAUUGGCGGAGACCAAUAAAGGGAGAGCAAUUUUGGAUCAAGGAAAAAAACAGAUGUCUCUAAGCCAGGAUAUGAAGAACGAUCUUAUAAGCAUUAUCCUUGAGGAGACCUUCUCAACAGGGAUAACUAUCAAAUAUUCCGAUUUUAGUCUGUUGCUGGACGAAAUUUGCUGUCACUUACCUGGCGAAGAGAAAUGCAAGGACUAUUACUUCAUUUCCCGAGACGGUAAAAAAAAUCCAUCGGGCAAAUUGUAUUCUAAAUACAAAAAUCGAAGAUCAAGGAUCAAGCAAAAACUGACACAAAAUGAGUUGUUUGAAUAUGAUGAAGAUUUGGAAAACCAAACCCCCGAAGACUCAGAAUCUGAUCGUAUCGAACUUUCUCUGAAGCUUUCUCUUAAUAGAGAUGGUGACAACUGGGACUUAGUGUGCGAGAAAUGGAAAAAGACCUUCCAUCUUCGCCAACAAGAAGCCAAACAACUUGACAGCCAAGAGUUUUUCACAGUCUGGUCAAAAUUUGCCCACUCCCAGUCAUCCGACUUGAUUGAAAUUGAUUUUGAAAUCAUGUAUCCAGGGAGAAGUUCGUUUUUGUUUUCAAAAUGGGAGACUUUCAAAAAUAAAAUCUUCAAUUUCUAUGACUACAACAUUUCAAACGAAGCUUGUAAAGGGCUGCUUAAACAAACAAAAUUAUGCAAGAAAAUUGAUUCCCAGGAUUACUUAAUCAGCAUUCUUCUCUGCGCGGUUUUACCAUCGACUGCGCGCUUCAAGAACGAGACAGGAAAACUCAUGAAAAGAGCGACUAUUCUAGACUCUCAAGAGAGUUUCGUUUUAAGAUUGACAACCGUUAAUGACUACAUGGUCCAAAUAGAGCGCAUCAUCUGUAAAUAUUAUACAUCAGGAUUGACUCUACAGCCCUUUGUCAUUGUCGUGGGAGUAUCAGACGAUGACAUAGAAGAAUUCUUUUUAUAUUUUGAUAAGAACUUAGUUAAGUGUAAGUCCUUCCUUUAUGCAUUAGAUUUAUGCUUUAAGUCCUUUCAAAUACUUUCGUUUGAAUAUCCCAAAGCCUCUUAUGAUCCAUGGCUAUUCAUACAAAAGUAUUUUUUUGAAAUUGAUACUAAUUUUGAUAAAAAGUCUGCAAAUAUUACGGCUUUAAUGGACUAUUUUAAUAAAUAAUUUUAAGUCACAUUUUACAAUUCUUAUAAGCAAGUCAAGAUGAAGUUUCAAUGUUUCCGAUGCCACAAACGCUUUGCUAAUGAGGAUGUUCUUAUAUCUCAUUUUAAAAUUGAUCAUUUUCUAAAAUCCAAGAAUCCUAAAAUAGAAUGUAUGCAAAAUACUUGUUCUAUGAGCUUUAAUAAUUUUAACUCUUUCAAAAGACACUUACAAUGGACACUUACAACUUUGGAGGAGUCACAAGUUAACCUUUUUUUCUGUUUUGCCCUUUUUUGAGAAUGGUCUUGAGCCUAGUUUAGAAGAGUCACGAGUUGAAAUAUUUUCCGUUUUGCCUUUUUUUGAGAAUUGUCU
This is a messenger RNA of Drosophila takahashii, 1677 nucleotides long. RefSeq lists its product as uncharacterized. Lineage: Eukaryota; Metazoa; Arthropoda; Insecta; Diptera; Drosophilidae. The record is from RefSeq and is a predicted model, not a curated record.